AUGGAAAUGCUAACAGUUCGAUAUUCGAAUCGUGAAUUAUAUUGGAUAAAUGCAAAUCGUUUAAUUCGUCGUGCAAUAUGGACAAAUAAUCGAACAUGGAAUGUAACAAAUUAUCUACAAAUAAGUAUUGGAUCACAAAGAAAUUCUAUUCUUGGUCUUACACUUGAUUGGAUAGCUGGAAAUUUAUAUUUUUCUUAUAUAACAAAUUCAUAUGGUCAUUUAGAAGUUAAUCGUCUUGGUACAGAUCAUCGUUUAAUCUUACGAAAAGGAACAAAUGAAACAAUUUAUGCUAUUGCUGUUAAUCCAAAACGAAGAUUUCUUUAUUGGUGUGAUCGUGGUCAACGUGUUCGUAUAGGUCGUUCAUUACUCAAUGGUGAAAAUAUAACAUAUCUUGUAACAACACAAAUUAUUCGACCAGAAUCAAUAGCAAUUGAUUUUCUUACUGAUGAUAUUUAUUGGUCGGAUUCUAUACGUGAUACAGUUGAAUCUAUUUCAUGGGAUGGAAGAAAUCGUCGUACAAUUUCACGUAAUAUUCCAAAAGCAAUUAGUCUACUUAUUGCAAAUAGUGAUUUAUAUAUCAUGGAUCGAGCAUUUUCAUCGAUAAUGCGCAUUAAUAAAACAGCUAGUAAUAUGACACAACGUUUAGAAUCAAUAUUAACAUUAAAAACAUUUGAAGUUGGUGGUAUGACAUUAUUUGACGAACAACCAAAUUUUGAAUCACCAUGUCAAACGUCAACAGUUCGACAACGUUUUUGUGAAGAUCUUUGUUUUGCUAUGCCUGAUACAAGUGUACCACAAUGUGCAUGUGCAUAUGGAACAUUAAAUAUAGAUCGACGAACUUGUGCACCACCAAAUGAAUAUUUACUUGUUGCAAUGGAAAAAGAAAUUCGUUCAAUGUCAAUGGAACCACAUGGUUUUUCAACAAGUGCACCAUGGCGUGCAAUUACAAAUUUAAGUAUGGUUGUUGGAAUUGAUUUUGAUUAUCGAGAUAAGAAAAUAUUUUAUACGGAUCUUCGUUUACAAGAUAUAUUUUCAUUUGAUAUGAAUGAUCCAAAUCCACAUGCACGACAACUAGUACAAUCAAAUGUUACUGGUCGUUCACAACCUGUUGGUAUAUCAUAUGAUUGGGUAUCGGAUCGUUUAUAUUGGACAGAUGAACGAUACGGAAGAAUAAUUUCAGCAAGAAAUAAUGGUUCAGAAAGAUUAAUUAUAGCUGGUAGUUCACAACCAAGAGCAAUUGCUGUUCAUCCAUGCAAAGGAUUAUUAUUUUGGUCAACUGUUGGUAUUUAUCCAUCAAUUCGUCGUUCGACAUUAACUGGAAGACAAGUAACUUAUAUUAUUACGACUAAUAUAAGAUGGCCAAAUGGAUUAACAAUUGACUUUGAUGAUGAUCGUAUUUAUUGGGCAGAUGCUUGGUUUGAUCGUAUUGAACGUGCAUCAUUGGAUGGUACAAAUCGAGAAGUUAUAUCAACAGUUGUUCAUCCAUUUGCAAUAACUGUUCAUGGACAUUACAUUUAUUGGACUGAUUGGGCUUUUCGUGGUAUUUAUCGUGCCGAAAAAUAUACUGGUGCUAAUAUGAUUGAAAUGCAAAACGAUCUUCCAUAUCGUCCAAUGGAUAUUCAUGUUGUAUCUGAUCAACGUCAAAAAUGUUCCUAUUCACCAUGUAAUAUAAGUAAUGGUGGUUGUAGUCAUAUAUGUAAAACAUCAGCUGAUAAUCAAGUUGAAUGUGCAUGUCCAAGUGGACAACAAUUAAAAUUAGCUAAUGAUCGACGAAUGUGUGUUCCAUUAUCAUCAUCAUGUGCUUCAGUGAAUUUCACUUGUCGAAAUGGUCAAUGUCUUUCAAGACGAAAAGUUUGUGAUGGUCAAUCAGAUUGUUCUGAUGGUUCAGAUGAAGAUACAAGAUUUUGUUCACGUUACACUUGUCGACCAACUGAAUAUCGAUGUUUGAGUGGUGGCUGUAUUCCAUACAUUGAACGAUGUGAUCGAAAAAUCGGUAAGUAG
Rotaria sp. Silwood2 is the source of this 2001-nucleotide messenger RNA. NCBI's taxonomy places the organism in Eukaryota, Metazoa, Rotifera, Eurotatoria, Philodinida, Philodinidae. The record is from the annotation of a GenBank genome assembly.